AUGACGCAACAACAGCAGCUUGCGCUGGAGGCGCUCGACUCCAUCACCAGAGACCUGAAGACCAGACUGGAUGGAAAAGCUGGGGACGAGGUGCGCAAGCGCGCCGCUGCGUCUCUCAGAGACCUGGUAGCUGUGUGUUACAGAGAUUUCCCUACCGAGCAGUUCAACGUCUUCUACAAUUCGGUCAACAACAAGAUCACGACACUCAUGCUGCAUGGCAACGACCCCGGCGAACGCGUCGGUGGCAUCUACGCGCUGGAUGCGCUAGUCGACUUUGACGGCGUCGACGUGACCGCCAAAUACACCCGUUUCACAGCCAACCUCAAACACAUCCUCCGGGGCAGGGACAUCGUGCCUAUGCAGCCCGCCGCCAUCGCUCUUGGAAAGCUGUGCCGCCCAGGUGGCUCCCUCAUCUCCGAGCUCGUCGAGUCCGAGGUCAAGACCGCCCUGGAGUGGCUCCAGAGCGAUAGAGUCGAGGAGAAGCGAUACAGCGCUGUGCUGGUACUCCGCGAGCUGGCCAGGAACGCCCCAACCUUGAUGUAUCAAUUUGUUGGCAUGGUGUUUGAGCUCAUCUGGGUUGGCCUCCGAGAUCCCCGACAGCUCAUCCGUGCGACUUCGGCAGAGACUGUCAGCGCUUGUUUCCGCAUCAUCCGUGAGAGAGAUCAAGAAUUGAAACAGAAUUGGAUGUCCAAGAUGUACCAUGAACUCCUCUCCGGGCUUAAGCAGCACACCGUCGAGGCAGUUCAUGGCUCGCUCCUUGUACUUAAGGAGCUCCUCGAACAGGGCGGCAUGUACAUGCAAGAGCACUACGAGGAGGCAUGCGAGAUUGUCUACUCACACAAGGAUCACCGGGACGUCACCAUUCGCAAAACUGUCGUCCUCCUCAUCCCUAACCUCGCCAACUACUCGCCUGCAGACUUUGCCCACGCGUGGCUGCACCGGUUCAUGCUCUACCUAUCUGGCAUGCUCAAGAAAGAUAAGGAGCGCAACGACGCCUUCUUUGCCAUCGGCAACAUCGCCAACUCGGUCAAGAGCGCCAUCGCACCUUAUCUGGACGGUGUCUUGAUAUAUGUCCGUGAGGGCCUGAGUCUCCAAUCAAGGAAACGCGGCUCUGUUGAUCCCGUGUUUGACUGCAUCAGCAGGCUUGCCGUUGCUGUUGGUCAGACGCUCAGCAAAUACAUGGAAGCCCUUCUCGACCCCAUCUUUGCCUGCGAGCUCACUCCGAAACUGACACAGGCGCUCGUUGACAUGGCGUUUUACAUCCCGCCGGUCAAAGCCACAAUUCAGGAAAGGUUGCUUGACAUGCUCAGUAAAGUCCUGUGCGGCGAGCCUUUCAAGCCCCUGGGUGCUCCGAUCUUGAAUUCGCUCUCAUCGGUCCCCGUCAUCACAAAGGAUGCCAAAGAUCCUCAAGCCUACGAAUCACGCAAGGCCGAAAUCAAGCUCGCACUCAACACGCUGGGCAGCUUUGACUUUACCGGCCAUAUCCUUAACGAGUUUGUCCGCGACGUCGCCAUCAAGUAUGUCGAAGACGAAGAUCCAGACAUUCGCGAAGCCGCUGCCUUGACAUGCUGUCAGCUCUAUGUUCGCGACCCCAUUGUGAACCAGACAAGCUAUCAUGCCCUCCAGGUUGUCGGAGACGUCAUUGAGAAGCUGCUCACCGUGGGUGUCUCAGAUCCAGAACCUAACAUUCGCCGAACUGUCCUGGCAGCGUUGGAUGAACGGUUUGACCCCCACCUGGCAAAGGCGGAGAACAUACGCACCCUCUUCUUCGCCUUGAAUGACGAAGUCUUCCCCAUCCGCGAGGUGGCGAUUUCGAUUAUUGGCCGCCUAGCCCGGUACAACCCAGCCUAUGUCGUCCCCUCCUUACGGAAAACCUUGAUUCAAAUGCUUACAGAGCUUGAAUUCUCGGAUGUGGCCAGGAACAAGGAGGAGAGCGCCAAAUUGCUUAGCCUGCUGGUUCAAAACGCCCAGGGACUGAUUCGUCCAUACGUCGAACCUAUAAUCUCAGUUCUCUUGCCCAAGGCCGACGAUCCGAAUUCAGCAGUCGCCGCCACCAUCUUGAAGGCAAUCGGCGAGCUCGCCACCGUCGGCGGCGAAGAUAUGCUUCCGUAUAAGGACAAGCUCAUGCCUCUGAUCAUCUCAGCACUCCAAGACCAGAGCUCGGUUAUCAAGAGAGAGGCGGCACUCCACACCCUCGGCCAGUUGGCCAGCAAUUCCGGCUAUGUCAUCGACCCUUAUCUGGAGUACCCGCAGCUGCUCGAACUCUUGCAGAACAUCAUCCGUGCAGAACCUCAACGUGGUCCACUUCGCCAAGAGACAAUCAAGCUUAUGGGCAUCUUGGGUGCUCUCGACCCAUACAGGUACCAGCAAGUUGAAGAGCGGGCUCCAGACAUUAAGCGCAGAGUCGAGACCAACCGUAUGACCGACAUUUCUCUGAUGAUGACCGGGCUUACACCCUCCAGCAAGGAAUACUACCCGACCGUAGUCAUCAAUGCGCUGUUGCAAAUUCUGAAGGACCAAUCACUUGUACAACAUCACGCAGCUGUCAUAGAGGCUAUCAUGAACAUCUUCCGCACUCUUGGGCUUGAGUGCGUACCUUUCCUCGACCGCAUCAUCCCAGCCUUCAUGCUUGUCAUCAAGAACGCAAGUCCCAACCGACUUGAAUCUUAUUUCAAUCAAUUAGCUACCUUGGUCAGCAUCGUCCGACAACACAUCAGAAACUACCUGCCGACCAUCGUCGAGACUCUACAGCUUUACUGGGAUCACUCGCCCUCCCUUCAAUCCACUAUUCUGUCACUGGUCGAGGCGAUUUCGCGCUCUUUGGAGGGCGAGUUCAAGAUCUACCUUGCGGGUCUGUUGCCAAUGAUGCUUGGCAUUCUCGAGAAGGAUUCGACUACGAAGAGAAUCCCUUCCGAGAAGGUCCUGCAUGCAUUCCUGGUCUUUGGUUCCAGCAGCGAAGAGUACAUGCAUCUCAUCAUUCCUGUGAUCGUGCGGACGUUCGAGAAACAAGGGCAGCCCACCUUCCUCCGCAAAUCGGCCAUCGAGUCCAUUGGCAAGAUCUCGAGGCAGGUCAAUCUCAAUGAUUAUGCUGCCAAGAUCAUCCACCCUAUCGCCAGAAUUCUUGCUAGCAGCGAGUCUUCGUUGCGCGUUGCAGCCUUGGACACUUUAUGUGCCUUGAUCCAGCAGCUGGGCAAGGACUACCUGCACUUCAUGGGCACCAUCAACAAGGUGCUGCAGAAGCACCAGAUCCAGCACUCGAACUAUGAGCUGCUCGUCAGCAAACUCCAAAAGGGAGAAGUGCUCCCACAAGACCUGAGCUCAGAGAGCCGCUUCGUUGACCAGGUUGAUGAGCCAUCCUUCGGAGACCUCGGCUCCAAGAAACUAGAGAUGAACGCCAUCCACCUCAAGGCAGCAUGGGACACUAGGGGCAAGUCCACCAAGGAGGAUUGGCAGGAAUGGCUGAGGCGAUUCAGCACGACCCUGCUCACCGAAUCUCCGAACCAUGCCCUCCGAGCCUGCGCCAUUCUCGCCAGUGUCUACCUUCCCCUAGCCCGGGAGCUCUUCAAUUCCGCCUUUGUCUCGUGCUGGAGCGAAUUGUAUGAGCAGUUCCAGGACGAGCUGAUCCAGAAUAUCGAGAACGCAAUCCGUUCUGAGAAUGUCCCACCAGACUUGCUUGGCCUGCUGCUCAACCUGGCAGAAUUCAUGGAGCAUGACGACAAAGCUUUGCCGAUCGACAUUAGGGUCCUGGGUCGCGAAGCCGCUCGAUGCCACGCAUACGCCAAGGCGCUCCACUACAAGGAGCUUGAGUUCCUGCAGGACCAAAGCGGCCCUGCAGUCGAAGCCUUGAUUGUCAUCAACAACCAGCUGCAGCAAUACGACGCAGCCAUUGGUAUCUUGCGCAAGGCGCAGCUCUACAAGGACGGCAUCCAACUGCGGGAGACCUGGUUCGAGAAGCUGGAGCGGUGGGAGGAGGCGCUACAAUUCUACAAUCAGAGGGAGCAGGACAUUCCGCCGGAUCAAGUGGUUCCGGUGGACAUUGUCAUGGGCAAGAUGAGAUGUCUCCACGCUCUGGGCGAGUGGGAUGCGCUCGCAUCUCUCGCGGGCAGCACCUGGGCCAAUUCUGCACCAGAAAUCCAGCGGCGGAUCGCAGGACUGGCCACUGCUGCUGCAUGGGGUUUGGGCAAGUGGGACGCCAUGGACAUGUACCUGCAAUCGAUGAAGAGGCACUCGCCAGAUCGCACUUUCUUCGCUUCAAUCCUUGCUCUUCAUCGCAACCAGUUCAGAGAGGCUGCUGCCUGUAUCCAGCAGACUCGCGAGGGUCUCGACACGGAACUGAGCGCGCUCAUCAGCGAAUCCUACAACCGAGCAUAUCAGGUUGUUGUUCGCGUGCAAAUGCUUGCUGAACUCGAGGAGCUCAUCACCUACAAGCAGAGUGAUGAGCGGAAACGUGCGACAAUGCGCCGCACCUGGGAAGUUCGUCUCAAGGGAUGCCAAAGGAAUGUCGAGGUCUGGUCAAGGAUGCUUAGACUCCGCGCACUUGUCAUCUCUCCCAGCGAGAACAUGCACAUGUGGAUCAAAUUCGCUAAUCUCUGCCGGAAGUCUGGGAGGAUGGGUCUUGCUGAGAAGACCCUCAAGAACCUCAUCGGCACUGAUGGCGCGCUGGAGUCGGUCAUACCAUAUUGGGCAGAGGCUUCGCCGCAGUCACAAGCUACCCUCGCACGCCGCAUCCCACCACAAGCCACCUAUGCCAUCCUAAAGUUCCAGUGGGAAUACGGGCAGUCGGCCAACCUGCGUCAAAGCGGCCAUCCGGAGCAGACUCUACACUGUCUGCGCCGCUUUACCCACGACCAAGCACAGCAACUACAGCUGGCGUCUGCACAGCUGAAGACCAAUGGGAUUGAGCAGAUGGGCGAUUUGAGCUUCCAGAAUGGGGCCGAGGCCAACCCACGCGCGGCAAAGGCGAUCCAGGACCAGCAAGUCUUGCUGGCGAAGUGCUACCUCAAACAAGGCGAGUGGCAACUAGCCCUCAACAAGAACGAUUGGACGCAGCCAAAUGUUCGGCAGAUACUGGAUGCGUACAAGCAGGCAACUGUGCUGAACGAAAGCUGGUAUAAAGCUUGGCACGCCUGGGCUUUGGCCAAUUUUGAGAUCGUUCAGGCUAUGGCCAGCACGGCGAGCCGGAACUCGACGCGGAUCGAUCCGACAACAGUGACGCGAUACGUCGUCCCUGCCGUCACUGGAUUCUUCAAGUCAAUCGCCCUGUCCUCUGGCAGCUCGCUUCAGGACACACUGAGGCUGCUCACAUUGUGGUUCACUCACGGCGGCGGUCCGCAGGUUAACGACGCUGUUACACAUGGUUUUGCAGAAGUGAGCGUCGACACAUGGCUGGAGGUCAUUCCUCAGCUCAUUGCACGCAUCAACCAGCCAAACCCCACCGUGCGCAAGACCAUCAACUCUCUGCUCAGCACAGUCGGCCAAGCUCACCCUCAGGCCCUAGUCUACCCUCUGACUGUUGCCAUGAAAUCUGCCAAGAACUCACAUAGUUUGCGAUCAGAGUCCGCCUCAAGGAUCAUGGCACACCUCCGGAGCCACAGCGCCAAACUGGUCACUCAGGCGGAUACUGUCAGCCACGAGCUGAUUCGCGUUGCUGUGCUCUGGCACGAACAAUGGCAUGAGGCCCUCGAGGAGGCUUCACGCCUCUACUUCGGAGACCACGACAUCAGGGGCAUGUUCGAAACGCUUGGCCCGCUGCAUGAGCUUCUGGAGAAGCCUGGUCAGAAGACGCUCCGCGAGAUCAGCUUCCAACAGACAUUCGGGCGCGACCUAGGCGAGGCAUACGAAUGGUGCAAGCAAUACAUGACCAGUCAAGACAUCAGCGACCUCAAUCAAGCCUGGGAUCUAUACUACCAAGUCUUCCGGCGCAUCGGCCGGCAACUGCCGCAGAUGACUUCCUUGGAGCUCGCGUACUGUUCGCCUGAGUUGCUCAAGAUGCGCGAUCUCGACCUCGCGGUUCCUGGGACGUACAAGAGUGGCAAACCAGUCAUCCGAAUCAUGUCAUUCGACCCCACCUUCAGCGUUAUCAACUCAAAGCAGCGUCCCCGGAAGCUCAACAUCAACGGCAGCGACGGCAACUCGUACGCCUUCCUUCUCAAGGGACACGAGGAUAUCCGUCAAGACGAACGUGUCAUGCAAUUGUUUGGUCUAUGCAACACACUACUCGCAAAUGAUUCAGAGUCAUAUAAGCGACACCUCGGCAUCCAGAGAUAUCCUGCCAUCCCUCUUAGUCAGAAUUCCGGGUUGCUUGGCUGGGUGCCAAACAGCGACACCUUGCACGUAUUGAUUCGCGAAUACCGCGAGAGCCGCAAGAUCUUGUUGAACAUUGAGCACCGCAUCAUGUUGCAAAUGGCGCCAGACUACGACCACCUCACACUCAUGCAGAAGGUCGAGGUCUUCGGUUAUGCGCUGGAUAACACUACGGGCCAGGAUUUAUAUCGUGUUCUCUGGCUCAAGAGCAAAAGUUCAGAGGCCUGGCUGGAGCGCCGCACCAACUACACACGCAGCUUGGGUGUGAUGAGCAUGGUCGGCUACAUUCUCGGACUGGGAGAUCGCCACCCCAGCAACUUGAUGCUCGACCGCAUCACUGGCAAGAUCAUCCACAUCGAUUUUGGCGACUGCUUCGAGGUUGCGAUGAAACGAGACAAGUAUCCCGAACGGGUGCCGUUCCGGCUUACGCGUAUGCUCACGUAUGCCAUGGAAGUCAGCAAUAUCGAGGGUAGCUUCCGCAUUACCUGCGAGCACGUCAUGCGCGUCUUGCGCGAGAACAAAGAAUCCGUCAUGGCUGUGCUCGAAGCUUUCAUCCACGAUCCGCUGCUCACUUGGCGUCUCACAAAUGGCGCCUCUCCUGCUGGCCCUAACUUCCGCUCCGAACGGGACACCGCGCUUGGCGCAGCCCCGACGGCACGCGCUCGUCGUCCCAGCAUUCUCGACGCCGAGCACCCUCCGUCAGAAUACCUUGCCGCGCAAGCAAAUGAAGGACCACAGUCGGGUGGCCCGCCGGGCCGCAGCCGCGCCCGCACCAAUUCGAGCUUGAUCAACGGUGUUAACGGCACUGACGAUGCCGCUGAAAUCCAGAACGCCCGGGCCCUGGAGGUAUUGGAGCGUGUGCAACAGAAGCUCACUGGUCGUGACUUUGCCCGUGAGGGAGAGGAGCUCGUGGAGCUCGAAGUCGUCGCACAGGUCAACAAGCUCAUCAUGGAGGCAACCAAGCUGGAGAAUCUCUGUCAGCAUUACAUUGGAUGGUGUUCGUUCUGGUAA
Microdochium trichocladiopsis is the source of this 7314-nucleotide messenger RNA. Its product is annotated as armadillo-type protein. Bases 1 to 7314 code for a protein of 2437 amino acids. The record is from RefSeq and is a predicted model, not a curated record. The transcript is spliced from 5 exons. Gene Ontology annotation, cellular component: nucleus; TORC2 complex; TORC1 complex. Lineage: Eukaryota; Fungi; Ascomycota; Sordariomycetes; Xylariales; Microdochiaceae. Gene Ontology annotation, molecular function: protein serine/threonine kinase activity; protein binding; protein-containing complex binding. Gene Ontology annotation, biological process: TOR signaling; negative regulation of macroautophagy; protein phosphorylation.